CGCGCCAGGCCGGACGGGAGUAAAGUGUCUGCUCCGCUGAGGUGGGAGAAGAGCCCAGAGCGAGAACGCGGGCACUGAGCGCGGUAGGUGGCGGAGCUACCGGCAGCUCCGCUCAGCUAUAUGAAAUAUGGGAGACGACAGACCGUUUGUGUGCAAUGCCCCGGGCUGUGGACAGAGAUUUACAAACGAGGACCACCUGGCGGUUCAUAAACACAAGCAUGAGAUGACAUUGAAAUUUGGCCCAGCCCGGACAGACUCAGUCAUCAUUGCAGAUCAGACCCCUACCCCUACCCGAUUCUUGAAGAAUUGUGAAGAGGUGGGACUCUUCAAUGAACUAGCCAGCUCCUUUGAGCAUGAGUUCAAGAAAGCUGCAGAUGAUGAUGAGAAAAAGCAGGCUGCUGGGCCCUUGGAUAUGUCCCUGCCCUCCACCCCAGAUGUCAGAAUCAAAGAGGAAGAGCCAGUGGAGGUAGACUCAUCCCCCUCUGAUAGCCCUGUCUCCAGUCCCCACUCCCCACCAGUAAAGAAGGAGGUCACCUCCAAGCCUGCUGUAAUCUCUACCCCCACACCCACCAUUGUUCGACCAGGAUCUCUGCCUCUCCAUCUGGGCUAUGAUCCACUUCACCCAACCCUCCCUUCCCCAACCUCUGUCAUCACACAGGCUCCACCUUCCAACAGGCAGCUGGGGUCUCCCACUGGCUCCCUCCCUCUUGUCAUGCACCUUGCUAAUGGACAGACCAUGCCUGUGCUGCCAGGGCCUCCAGUACAGAUGCCUUCUGUUAUAUCGCUGGCCAGACCCAUCUCCAUGGUCCCCAACAUUCCUGGUAUCCCCGGUCCACCAGUCAAUAGCAGUGGUUCAGUCUCUCCCUCUGGUCUGCCUUUACCUUCAGAAGCCAAGAUGAGACUAAAAGCCACUCUGACCCAUCAAGUCUCUUCCAUCAAUGGUGGUUGUGGAAUGGUGGUGGGCACUGCCAGCACUAUGGUGACCGCUCGCCCAGAACAGAGCCAGAUACUCACUCAGCACCCUGAUGCCCCAUCCCCUGCUCAGCCACAGGUCUCCCCAGCUCAGCCCACCCCUAGCACUGGGGGUCGGAGGCGACGCACAGUAGAUGAGGAUCCUGAUGAGCGACGACAGCGUUUCCUUGAACGCAAUCGUGCAGCAGCCUCUCGGUGCCGGCAGAAGCGCAAACUCUGGGUGUCCUCCUUGGAGAAGAAGGCAGAGGAACUCACGUCCCAGAAUAUCCAACUGAGUAAUGAAGUCACAUUACUGCGCAAUGAGGUAGCCCAGUUGAAACAGCUGCUGUUAGCACAUAAAGAUUGCCCUGUCACUGCACUACAAAAGAAGACCCAAGGGUACCUUGCAGAAAGCCCCAAGGAGAGCUCAGAACCAACGGGUUCCCCAGCUCCAGUGAUCCAGCACAGCUCAGCAACAGCUGCUAGCAAUGGCCUCAGCGUCCGCUCCGCCGCCGAAGCCGUUGCCACGUCAGUCCUCACUCAGAUGGCCAGCCAAAGGACAGAACUGAACAUGCCCAUACAGUCGCAUGUGAUCAUGACCCCACAGUCCCAGUCUGCGGGCAGAUGAUGCCUCCCCCAACGGAGAGGUCCCUGGCCAGAGCUCGCCCACCCAAAACCUGAGAGAGACAUCAUCCCUUCUCCUCCUACCUGCCUUGCACAUGGGAUGGCAGCAGGGAAAUUGUGUUUUAAGUGAGUAAAGGACAGUUAUGGAGCUAUUCUGUUCAUCUGCAUGGGUCAUACACAUCUGGCCUAUGUAUUCUAAGGGGCUUCUAGCCCCAAGCAUCCAGUCACUCCCACCUAACACCCCAAGGUGGUUUCUCAUCCUUUUGCAAAAAGUCUUCCUCAGUGGUGGAAAUAACACCUCUCCAAGCCCCGUGUAGUGUUCACAUGCCCAUCUGUUUAACACUAACCUGUCUGCCACCAGAUUGGGAGAUCCCUUCUACCCACCCAGCUGUAGCAGUCACUCUUUCAAGCCUGAGCAGCAUGCAGACGUCAGGCUGCCUGGAGAACAAGGGGAGGGCCCAACUGGAGCACAUUGUCCCAUCCAGCUCCUUUCCUGAGCUCAUGGCAUCUCUGGACCAAGAGCCCAGCUUGGUCCCCCAAAACCACCAGCGUCUUCCUUCUCCCAUCACUACCAGUUCAAACAUUUCUCUGUUAAGAGUCUUGGGGUUGCCCAAGUGGGCUUUCCUUUUCAUCUCCUCACUAAGCCCUGGCACCCUCAUUUUGUGGCCUUAAAUUGUUGUCUUACCUUGCAAUGGGAAGGGAGAGGAUUCUAGAGCUAAUUUCUUGUUUUCCCCCCAUACUUCAGCUCGAAUUGUUGGAACAUGAUGGAGCCAUAUAUGUCUGCAGAAGAUGCAAUUUAAAACUUCUUCCACAAAGUCCUUAAGAUAUUAGCUUCUCUAUCUUUUGCAGCAGCCAACUGGCCAAUUUGCAUGUGCCUGUCUGCAUCUCUGCUGAUUCCUCCCCCUCUCACUUCAUUCAUGUCCACAUGAUUCUCUCUAAUUCUCCUCCCAUAAAAAGCAGCCCAACUCCAUGUUUACAGAAAGCUGUGUUUUCUAAAUUGUUUCUCGUCCUUCCCCAUUUUUCAGCCUCACUUAUCCUCUGAAAUACCCACCAUACUCAGUUUCUACCUUCUGAUUCCAUCAUCAUCUGCCCAGGCCAGCUUCCUUCCCAGUCAUUGCCCAGCUCUGUCUGCCUUCCCUUCUCAGGGGCCCAGAGAAGCCGGGGCUGCUGUAGUUGCCUUGAGUACAGUACAGUGUUGUCCCAAGAGGGUACCGGCUGCUUAGGAAACCUCCUCCUUUCCCAGGUAGGAUUAGAUUGAGAGGAGGAAUCCCCUCCUUCCUCUGAGCCUCUUGUGUGACUUCUAGUCUUCCCUGCACUAACUAUGCAAUACUGCCUUGGGGCCAAAGGCAGCCCAGCAGCCGCCGCCUGCCGGCUUGGAACCCACUCACCUUGUCUUCAGAAGCAGCGGCUAUGGAGAGCCAGGAAGAUACUUGACACUUUCUUCUCAGAUAACACACAAACCAGGCCUCCAUUCAGGGGCCACAAUCUGCUCCUUUUUUGAACUUGCCCAGAAAUUUUUCAGGCCCAUAGCGGAGAAAGCCAACCCGCAGUAUGGAGAGGAAGAAGAGGAAAGCACCUUUCUCCUUUUCUCAUGGUCCUGGGGCCAAGGACCCUACCAGGACAAUGGCUGUGGGAGUCAGUGGCAGCCUCGGGCUCCUCAUCUCUCCUGACUCGGCCUUCGGCACAGCUCACCUGCACCGGCCCUUCAGCAAGGGCCUUUGAGGCCCUUUUUUCUACUUUGGGAUUUUGUUUUGUUUUUCUUCUUUCAGCUUAGCACUGACAGCCAUGGCUGCCUUUUAUGGCUCCUAAGGAGCUCCAUAGACCCUGUAUGGCUCCCCUUGAAAAAUGUUUUUAAAAUUGAGGAUUUUACCAAAGAAGAGGGAGUAGCUCCUUUCCUAUCUCCAUUUUGGAAGUUUGGAGGUAGAACAUUACUAGCCUUUCCCUCCCCCUAGGCUCAUCCCCAAAUUCUGGCAUCUGUACUUUAUCAGCUCAAGAAAAGCACAUGCAGAGUAGGGAACACCGAGGCCCCUCACAGCCUUCUGGUUCUUUCUGCUUCUUACCCUUCUCCCAGCAACCACCCCAGAAUUGGGGAGUGGGGAGCAGGAGUGGCUGCUUAUCCCAAAGCUUUCCCCUUAGCCUGUGGGAAUGCAUUUUGCCAUUGCAAUUGCUGUCAUCAUCUUAGCAAGAGGACCUGAGAUUGCCCCAAGUUUCCAUGACCAUCCAGGACAGGACCCCCACCCCAGACACCUGCCCCAGAAAAGGGCCACAGCACAACGGGUCACCAGAACUCAUUCCUGACACUUCAAAAAUCAUAGUGUAUGGAGCACUGGAGCCUUCCUUGCCCCACAAGAGGAGGAGAGCCUGGAGAGCAGUCCAAAGCAGGAGGGGCACCCUCGGACUGGGUCGCCAAGACAAGUCAGGCCUUAAUGUUUGCAACGGGAAUAGAUUCUGAGUGUCUGUAUCUCCAAAGGCUCUCCUAGCUCUUCCCACCAACCCCCCAGCACCUCCAUCACCAACACGUAACCUUUAACCCUUCAGCUCUAACAACAGCUUCACCCGGCAUUGGGGCGGCCAGCUGCUUCCACCUCCUCCCAUGCUAGUCUGUGUGACCUCUCCCUCUGGAAUUCUCCUCCCAGCAUUCCCCACCACCCAGCUCUAUGCCUGCCUUCUCUGCAAAGCAGCUGGCUGCUAGGAGUGACCCUUCCUCACGACCUCACCCGGGCUCUCUAGACAGACUUCAGUUCCCUACUUAGGACCUGUACUCCAGGGACUUAAUGAGGGUCUUCUUCAUACUCUUCUCUCCCUCCCCCCACCCUCCACACCCCCCCCCCAGUUCGAGACUGAGAGGCUCCCUAAAAAAAAACCAAAACAGCCUCCCAGGAAGCAACCUUAUUUGGGACUGCCUCUGACCCCACUCCCUCUACCCCAAUCUUACAAUGAUUUUCUAUUAAUAUUGUAUAUUGUAUACACCGGACGGAAAUGUUAUCUUUGUUAACCUCAUAACCUGAUUGUUUAGAAUUCAGGCUUCUGUAUUGCAUACAUAUGCCUUUGUUGAUGUGCUUGCUGCUUUCUUUGGAUAUCAUUUGUAUCCAAGAAAAUGUGGGGGAAUGGGAUGAGAAGCUAGGGCAGACUAGGACUGGUUUCUUUUUUGGGGGGGGGAUUAUUUUUGAGAUAAUCUUCCCUAGCUCCUCUGCUUUCUCCCCAACAGAAGCCAGGAAGUUCAGUGCGUGUCUGCCAGCCCCCAUUUCUACCUUGAGUCACUCAGUUCAGGCUUUUUGUUGAAGAUCCUAAUCCCAGAGUAGUGGAGAGGUGGCCUUGGUAGCUGGGGGGAGCGGGGAAGGGUGCUGCCCUGGUGCCUUCUUUAGUUGAUUGCUAUGAAAGCAAAUUUUAAAGCUCCAGUGAGUGGAAUGGCCAGCGGCCACACGAGACUUAAUUGACAUUAGCAUGAGGGAAAUUUGACUUCUUUUUUGGUUUGUUAAAACUAUUCCUAAUUCCUCAAACCCCUAACACUGUGAUAUUUUCACUCUAAAAGAACGUCAAGGUAGAAGAUUAUUCCCUUCCCCUCCCUUCAGCAGUGUUUAGUUAGGAUCAGGUGGGCUGUUCUGCAUCUCCCCAGAACACACAGAAAACAGCCUUUCAGGCUGAGGGACAAGGUAGAAAAUUGGGGAGUUUUAGUGCCUGUCUUGGAGGAAAGAAAUUGCAGUGUCCCAUUGUUGGAUCUCUCUGAAAGGAAACAGCGCAUAUCUAAAGACUAUAUCUCCAUACAUCUAUAUAUCUUUGACAUAUAACCAUUUUUUCCCAUCUAACCCCUUCUUCCCUAGACAAGGGGCUCUUCUCUGUUUCCAAGUUUCCCCUACCCUCAAAAGUGAGCUGCCAGGGGGGUGGGCUGUGCUGCCAGCUAUUUUAUUACAAAGAGAUUUCUUCCCUUCACCCUCCCCUCCUUAAAUCUGCAUGACAGAAAUACCCUGUGAGCAGGCUCUCACAAACUCCCAGGACGGGGACUGGGCAAAGACUUCACUCUGCUCCCCCCCCCCCAAAUUUCCUCUCCUUUGCCUCCUAGCUGUUUCCUCCUAGCCAUUGUUCCUCCCCCUCCUCCUCCCACAUAUAUUGUGCCUUAUUUAAUGCUGCAAAUAUAACAUUAAACUAUUAACAAGAGAAA
Antechinus flavipes (yellow-footed antechinus) is the source of this 5734-nucleotide messenger RNA. RefSeq names its product cyclic AMP-dependent transcription factor ATF-7. The record is from RefSeq and is a predicted model, not a curated record. Gene Ontology annotation, molecular function: DNA-binding transcription factor activity, RNA polymerase II-specific; cAMP response element binding. Gene Ontology annotation, biological process: regulation of transcription by RNA polymerase II. The transcript is spliced from 12 exons. NCBI's taxonomy places the organism in Eukaryota, Metazoa, Chordata, Mammalia, Dasyuromorphia, Dasyuridae. Bases 128 to 1579 code for a protein of 483 amino acids.